AUGAAUGACAAGAUUCACGGUCAUGUAGGAGACCAAAUUAUUCUUUCAACACCCAAAACCAGUGCCAGACCAACACUUUUAAUAUGGAAAAAGAAAUCUACGUUUAUUGCAGACAUUACAAACAAUAAUAUUUUUAUGUCAAAAAACCAACCAGAACCAAACAAAUACAACUUAUUUCUUAAUGGAAGUCUGAAAAUAAAUAGAUUGAAGAAAAUGGAUGCUGGAACUUACAUUGUAGAAGCACAUGGUGAAAAAGGCACAGCAUUAUUUCGUGAAUUAAUUACAUUGCAAGUUGAUGAGCUUCUACUAGAACUCAAUGAGUUUUGUUCCCAAAAAACAUUGACAUGUGAGGCGAAAUAUUCUGGGGAACCAAAACCCAGAUUUAAAUUGUUUCAAGAUACUAAAGAAAUUGAAUCUGUACAACCAGAAUAUUACAAUGCAACAUGGAAGGUGACAUUACAAUUAAAUGUCAGUUCCGGAAAAUUCAGAUGUGAGGUUGAUGUUCCUACUAAGAAGAAUUAUAUCGAGAAACAAAUCACAUGUCCAGUUGCAGAUGUAUUUUAUUCAGUACCUAUGCUCUUCAUAAUCCUGAUAAUCGUGGGAAGUGUAGUCAUAUUGAUCAUCUUUUUGGCUCUGAUUAUUUACUGCAUCAGAAGGAAGAAAGCAAAAAGACGCGAAAGGGAAGCUGAGGAGUAUGCCCUGCAAAUCCAGAUUCAGAAUCACAUGCAACAAAGAAAACUUCCGGAGAUUCCUGUUUCUUCUGGGUCUACUCCAACAACUCAAAAAAGCAGGUCACCUCCUUCUGAACUGCAACAACAGAUUGCUCCCUCCAAAUCAUGCCCUUAUCCAAAACCACCCCGGCGCACAAAAGAAAGACUUUAAGUAUUUUUGUGUUUCAUGCUUCCUUCUCUCAGAGGAAAUACUUUUGCUUUCCAUAUUAGCAUUGCAAUGUCUAUAAACUUAUGGUUAGCCAGCCAACUCUGAGCAGGCUUAAAGUGUGGCUGUUGGAAAAUAGAUUAGAAACAAAACUAGAAAAUCAGAAGGUUCAGAGUAAUUUAUUAUUUCCCACAAAAAGCUAUGUAGGACUUCAUGACUAGGGAGGCUGUCGCCUGUUUUAAUGAUUGUAUGAUUGCUGUUGUUUUCAAGCAAUUUAAGUAUUUUCUUGUAUGACAUUGUUCUAUAUUUAUAUUUCAUAUACUAUAUCUUUGUAGUUUUGUACUAUAUUUUUGUAAUACAUACGCAGAGAAUUGCAUUUAAAGCAAUAAAAAAAAGA
Thamnophis sirtalis is the source of this 1273-nucleotide messenger RNA. The record is from RefSeq and is a predicted model, not a curated record. Lineage: Eukaryota; Metazoa; Chordata; Lepidosauria; Squamata; Natricidae.